Molecule: messenger RNA, 1470 nt
Organism: Penicillium subrubescens
Lineage: Eukaryota; Fungi; Ascomycota; Eurotiomycetes; Eurotiales; Aspergillaceae
Product: mitochondrial distribution and morphology protein 10
Exons: 2
Coding region: 1-1470 (489 amino acids)
Biological process (GO): phospholipid transport; protein insertion into mitochondrial outer membrane; mitochondrial outer membrane translocase complex assembly
Cellular component (GO): SAM complex; ERMES complex
Source: RefSeq, a predicted model, not a curated record
AUGCUGGAUUUCAUGGACUACGUCCAACUCGCCUUUGCCGAGGCGACCAAUUGGAACCAGGACAAUUCCUACUCGGCGCUCACAACUACCGCGCAGUCGAUCCUGGAAUUCGAGACUCCCGAAAGAUUGCGUGUUCGUCUUUCAUCGCUUUCAACACCGCAUUUUGCGACCAGUUAUACACUUGGAACGGUCGGAUUACUUGAUGGAUCCAUCUCAUACCUCUUCAGCACAGUUCCCUUGCACAAUACCCCCAGCCGAAGCGCCCUAAUCCCACUUCGAAAGAUCUCCCCGGGUUAUCGACAAGUACAGGCUCCCGAGGCUUCAGUAUUGACUUGGGGAUGGGACUCUCUUCUUGAUGGCGUCAGGAUUCCUGGGUUCAAUGGCGGAUCGCGUUCAGCGACUGCAGCACACAAGGAUGGCAACCAACCAGUAGAAGACAAGGCGCAACGGAAGGCAACACUUUUGCACGCCUCGCUACACCUGCCAUCGCCGACUACACUAUAUGCGCUUUUCCUGCGUAGGAUGUCUCCAACAACACAGCUGUCGCUUGCAGUCUGCUCAACUCAGGGACCGCCAAUGUCAAAGUCCGCGCCACAAGCCUCACUGCUAGCCCAUCUCUCCCACGACACUGGGAAGUACUGCAAUGAGUACCUUUUCAGUACAGACAAUGCGCUUCUUGGCUGGCGCGGUCUCUGGAACUUCGGCGCUGAUCCUCGAUAUACCCCCGCCAAUGCGCCUCCCCGUCUCUCUCUCCUGUCUGCCGGUGCAGAGGCAUACUAUUCUCCAGUCUCGUCAAUAAUCGGCAUGUCAACUGGCCUGCGAUUCAGCACACUUCCCGCCGCGACUGAAGUGCCCUCAUCUUCCUCCUCGUCUUCAACCAACCAUCCCACCCCCAUCUCCACCUUCCCGUACACAUUAACCCUAACUCUCACCCCAAUCACUGGCUCUCUAUCCACCACAUACUCCCUCCGCGCCUCGCCAAAUCUCUCCUUCAGCUCACGCUUCGGCUUCAACGUUUACAGCUGGGAAAGCGAAAUGGUUGCCGGAUGUGAACUUUGGCGCCGAGCUAGAAAAUCCACAUCCCCCGCCGACGACGGGCUCGAAUGGGCCCGCCGUAAAAUGCGCCUGCACGACUUUUCCGCUCCUCUCCCGGGAUCCCCGCCAUCCUCUCCACUCCUCUCCGACCCGGUUCAACCCGAGUCUGCCAUCACGUCGGACGAGAGCAGCCAGGGCGAGGCUAGUGACUCGGUCAUUAAGCUUCGCAUUGACCAGUCCUGGAAUGUGAGAUUGCUCUGGGAAGGUCGCGUGAAGGAGUUGUUGGUGAGUGCGGGCGUCGGGCUGGGCCCGGGUUCGUUCUCGCUGGCGCCGAAUGUUUCCUCCGCGGCGGGGAGUGGGUCGGCGCAGAGUGGAGGUGGCCCUGGCACGUCGUACUGGCGCGGGGUUGGAGUGUCGGUGAUGUAUUCAUCGUAA